AACAACCGAACCAACCACAUUUCACGCUCUAUUCAGGGCUGAAGAAAGAGAGGUGGAAGCGAGCAAGCAUAGAUAGAUAAGCCGUAGGACAACACCCAAACUGGUCGUCCGAGUUCUUCGGUGCUGUAGAAAGAGAGAAUGCAACGACUGACACGCAAAUUCGGCGGCUGUUUAAACACCGGUGCCUAUGAGUCGUAGCAGUUUGGAUUCUUUUCAUUUUAGAUUUAUUUCUCUCUUUUAAAGGGUCGUGCGUUUUGCUGUUUGUUUCUUGCGUUUCCAAGCGAUGGUGGCAACAUUUCGGGAGGUGUUUGAGGAAGCUGUCCCAGUGUUUGCGGAGCAGGUUGAGAAUGCAAGUCUGGAUGUAGCUGAUUGGAGUACCAGAGUUGGUGAUCAGUGUGCGGAGGGGGAGGAGGGGAGAUUCUGAAGGGUUUUUUUCUGUGUGUGACUCUUCAGCGGCCAUGUUAACCAAGAAGCCGUGCGCUGCCGUCUACUCAUCUGGCAAAGGGGGUGAGAUCUGCCAGCUAGAGUCUUCCCCCGGAAUCGGCGUCGGGGGUCUCCGGCCCGCUGUAGGGACCGACCCGACAUCUCCAGUCACAUUACCACCCCUCAGGAAUACCAACUCGCUAACACAGGUAGGAGGCAAUAAGCACACCAUGAAUGAUCACCUGCACAUCGGGAACCACCAGCAGAUCCACGUUCAGCAGCUGUUCGAGGAGAACAGCAACAAACGGACAGUGCUGACCACUCAGCCCAAUGGGUUGACGCCGUCGAACCGGACCGGGCUCCCGGUGCCGGACCGGCCUCAGGAGAGCAGCCAGUGCCGGCAAGGCAGCUCCACGUCCAUCAAGUCCACCGAGAGCAAGCCCAAGGCCACGCCGAUGGCCCCCGACCAGGCCAUGAAGCAGUACAUGGCCAAGCUGUCGGCGUUCGAGCACCAGGAGGUCUUCAACUACCCGGAGGUCUUCUUCGUGGGCCCCAACGCCAAGAAGCGGCCGGGCGUGGUCGGCGGCUCCAACAACGGCGGCUACGACGACGACCAGGGCUCGUACAUCCACGUGCCGCACGACCACAUCUCCUACCGCUACGAGGUGCUCAAGGUCAUCGGCAAGGGCAGCUUCGGCCAGGUGGUGAAGGCCUACGACCACAAGACGCACACGCACGUGGCCCUCAAGAUGGUGCGCAACGAGAAGCGCUUCCACCGGCAGGCGGCCGAGGAGAUCCGCAUCCUGGAGCACCUGCGCAAGCAGGACAAGGACUCCGCCAUGAACGUCAUCCACAUGCUGGAGCACUUCACCUUCCGCAACCACAUCUGCAUGACCUUCGAGCUCCUCAGCAUGAACCUGUACGAGCUCAUCAAGAAGAACAAGUUCCAGGGCUUCAGCCUGCCGCUGGUGCGCAAGUUCGCCCACUCCAUCCUGCAGUGCCUGGACUCGCUGCACAAGAACCGCAUCAUCCACUGCGACCUCAAGCCCGAGAACAUCCUGCUCAAGCAGCAGGGGCGCAGCGGCAUCAAGGUCAUCGACUUCGGCUCCAGCUGCUACGAGCACCAGCGGGUCUACACGUACAUCCAGUCGCGCUUCUACCGGGCGCCGGAGGUCAUCCUGGGCGCCCGCUACGGCAUGCCCAUCGACAUGUGGAGCCUGGGCUGCAUCCUGGCCGAGCUGCUCACUGGCUACCCGCUGCUGCCGGGCGAGGACGAAGGGGACCAACUGGCGUGCGUCAUCGAGCUGCUGGGCAUGCCCUCGCAGAAGCUCCUGGACUCGUCCAAGCGGGCCAAGAACUUUGUGAGCUCCAAGGGCUACCCGCGCUACUGCACGGUCACCACGCUGCCCGACAACACGGUGGUGCUGAACGGCGGGCGCUCGCGCCGGGGCAAGCUGCGCGGGCCGCCCGCCAGCAAGGACUGGGUGACGGCGCUCAAGGGCUGCGACGACCCCCUCUUCUUGGACUUCCUCAAACAGUGCCUGGAGUGGGACCCCGCCCUGCGCAUGACCCCCAGCCAGGCGCUGAGGCACCCCUGGCUCAGGAGACGCUUGCCCAAGCCCCCCACGGGGGAGAAGACGACGGUCAAGCGGAUCACCGAGGGCAGCAGCGCCAUCACGACCAUCUCCAAAUUACCUCCCACGUCCGGCUCCGCCUCCAAGCUAAGGACUAACCUGACGCAAAUGACCGACGCGAAUGGGAAUAUUCAACAACGGACAGUUUUGCCAAAAUUAGUCAGCUGAACACUCUAAUUUAUUGUUUUAUUUUUUUUUUUUUUUUAUUUUGUUUUAGUUUUUCUUCUGUCUAACAAAGAAGAUAUUAUCUUCCAAGUCAGUUGGAAAAGCUGAGCAUUGCAUAACAGUGUGUGAGUUGGUACAUCUGAAGUGUAGACGAACUGUUGCAUAUUCACUACAGUUUUUUUUAUUAUUAGUAGCACCUUUUCACGACUAAAAAAUAUAUAAAUAUAUAUAUUUAUUCGUUUCACUUAGAUUGGAAAGGCCAUGUGAAAGGGAACAACAUUUUAAGUUUGCCAUCUCAGGACUUUGUGCAAGGCCGAAGUGUGUCGGCCUUCACAGAAACUGCUCUGCUACUCUCAAAAGCCCUCAGCAGAUGUUACAAUGUUUUUCUAGAGUUAAAAGAAAAGAGAAGACUGGUUGAAAUUAGGUCAUUCAGGCGUUUUAACGAAUUGAUUUUUAUUUUAGUCAUAAAGAAUUUACCUGUGGACUUUUUACCAAUUGGAAUUAGGCUAUGGGUUACGAAAUGGGG
Sardina pilchardus (European sardine) is the source of this 2748-nucleotide messenger RNA. RefSeq names its product dual-specificity tyrosine-(Y)-phosphorylation regulated kinase 2 (gene dyrk2). The transcript is spliced from 3 exons. Gene Ontology annotation, molecular function: protein serine/threonine/tyrosine kinase activity; protein serine/threonine kinase activity; ATP binding. Lineage: Eukaryota; Metazoa; Chordata; Actinopteri; Clupeiformes; Clupeidae. Gene Ontology annotation, biological process: peptidyl-threonine phosphorylation; peptidyl-serine phosphorylation. The coding region runs from base 459 to 2225 and encodes 588 amino acids. Gene Ontology annotation, cellular component: cytoplasm; nucleus; cytoskeleton. The record is from RefSeq and is a predicted model, not a curated record.